CAAUACGUCAAAUGGUUGUGUUCGUGUUUAGAAACUUUUUUAGCUCUGUCUCAAAUCUCAGGCUUUUCAUUGGUCAAUGUAUAUUCAGUGUCGGUUUUUACCCAAAAAGAUACACGAAAUCUUACUUGAGCUGUAAAAAUUUCUGUAAAAUCUCGUACCCAACUGAUGCAAACCUAUACAUUUACACUAGAACCCUUUGUGACAAGAAAUGUGAAACUAUCAAUAUGCUUUCCAUUACAGACGUGUCAUGCUUCCGGAAACUAUCAAAAUAUGGGACAAGUACAAACGACACUGUCAAGACAUGAGUCGUUGGUCCAUUUGCAUAACUCAAAAGCUUUCAACCGAAAACUUUACGUUAAAAAAUGACACCAACGAGAGUGCUAAGCAAUCAAUAAGUGAUCUCUUUAAGCAGAGCUACAAUUAAGUUACCGUUGUUUUUUUUCGCUUAUUACGAAUCGAUUUCUGUAGAUCUAGAAUCUACAUUUCUUCCGAAUGUUCGAGGACUCCUUUACAAGAUAUAUUUCUAGGGAAAACAACAAUACAGGAAAUUUAAGCAAUGAGUAUUCUUGACAAAUUAGAAAUAAGCUUGGAGAAUAGUUCUGAUGGGAACUUUCUGGCAGGCCAAACUGUGCACGGGAAACUUAUAAUGACGGUGAGGAAAGGUCUGAAAGUUCAAGGUAUAGAGCUUAAAGUAAGAGGAAGAUGCCAUGCUGAAUGGAAGGAAGGUUUUGGUGAUCAGGAAAGAAAACUCUACGAGACAGAGGAAUACAUAAAACAUUCUAUUAUUGUGUUCGGGAAAGCUCCAGAAAAGGAUGUCACACAUAUAGAGUUUUUGGAGAGCGGAAAACACGUAUUUAACUACAAGUUUGAUCUACCACCACAUAUACCAUCUUCUUUUGAAGGUAGACAUGGAUACAUCAGAUACUGGGUAAAGGCAAAGAUUCACGGUGUAUGGGGUUUACUUGACCAGUCGGGUCGAGUUGAGUUUGGUGUGGAGCGGUCCCUGGAUCUGAACAACGUUCAAGGAGCAAUGGAAGGAGCAGAAGACGAGGAUUCCUGUGUUAUUUGUGGGUGUUGUCUUAAUCAAGGAACUAUCUCCGCCGCUUUCCGAAUUAAUAGGCGUGGUUUUGUUUCGGGAGAAUCCAUUUUAUGCGAUGCUGAAAUAUAUAAUGGAUCUGUUUCAAGUAUAAAAUCAACAAAAUUAAAACUUUAUAAGAUUAUAACGUACGGUGACGUUCCGUUUGAAUCAAACACACGAGAAAAGCAGACGAUAUGCGAACAAUUGCGCGGGAAAAUCAAACCUGGGAAGGAAGAAAUAUACGAAAAUGAAACGCUAACAUUACCUUCAAAACAGCACGUGACCUCAUUGCCCGGAUGUUCAUUUAUUGACAUAGACUAUGUUGCCGAGUUAAAAGUGUGCUGUCCUAAAGAAGACGUCAAUCUCCGUCUUCCAAUUUUGAUAAUUGUAGGAACAGUUCCUUUAAAGAAUGCCACGCCUCCAAAUAUAAUUCAACCAAUCAGAGAUAUUGUUUCAAGUAGCGAAGGAAUUCCCGAACCAGUCGUAUUACAGCCAACCUCAACACAUAUAUGGACGUCAUUUGACACGCCCUCUUUCUACGGAAGAGAAAUGACGUCUGAUGAAAUGGCGUCAUUUAUGAACUCGGAAGCCCCGCCUCCAUCAAGUGUUCCACCAAUAGCAACCGAGCUUGAUGAAUAUUACCCUCCUGUUGCAGAUCUUUCCAUUCUGAAACGGGAGAGAACGCUGACUGAUAUUUAUGGAGAUAGAAGACGUCCCAGAUUUUUAAGAAUUAUGUCUGCCGUCAAUGAAGGGUUUGAAAGUGACGACGAAAGUGUUGGUGAGGAAGAGUUAUGACAAAAAAACAGUCGGAUCAAAAUGGAAACGUCUCGUUCAAAGUGACCAAUGACCAGAUAUAACUUUUCAUAAUAAAGGAUUUAGACUAAGGGACAAUACUGCAGAUGAAACAAUAAAGUUAUUUUAGCAAGUUACCUCCCUUGUACCAAUGAUAUAAUUUUUCACGUUUUGACGAUCAAAAUAA
Ruditapes philippinarum (Manila clam) is the source of this 2057-nucleotide messenger RNA. Its product is annotated as arrestin domain-containing protein 3-like. The coding region runs from base 557 to 1873 and encodes 438 amino acids. Gene Ontology annotation, biological process: protein transport. The record is from RefSeq and is a predicted model, not a curated record. Gene Ontology annotation, cellular component: cytoplasm. The transcript is spliced from 8 exons. NCBI's taxonomy places the organism in Eukaryota, Metazoa, Mollusca, Bivalvia, Venerida, Veneridae.